AUGUCCGGGCGGCUAGCCAACUACCCCUGGCCAGUGAACUUUUAUUAUGGAAAAUUCGCAAAACAUAGUGAGGAUCCUCCACGAAAGUUCGUGUCCAAAAAACAAAGAAAGGAAGUUCUCAACCGUCAAGUAAAGCCAGCUGCAGAUGUGGCCAGAAUUCUGGAUGAGGCGCAAGUUCCCAAUCUUCUUUGGGGCACGAUGGCCGCCUGGUUAAUUGGCGACUGGAGACCUUAUAAUGAAGAUAUUCAAUUCUUGGUUCUUGAUCAUCUGAUUCAGACGGCCUCUGAUGCCUUAUCCGCUGCUGGAAUCGCACCUUGCACAGACCCUGAAUGCGCGGUCGUAAGAACGGUGCACAAUGAUUGGCUUGUUCCUCCGGUGCAUUUUCAUGUCAAGGCUCUAUAUCCCGAACACGACGUGCUACGGCUGUACUCCAAAUCGACCUAUCUUUGGUGGCUUCCAGACUUUGGGACAUCCGCCCCUGCUGCAGACGAUCCCCACUUGAUACUUUCCAAUGAUUCUCGACACCCACCAUAUGUAUUCAACGGAAUGUCAGGUCCGUGGACUGAGGUUUAUCCAGUUAAGGUUCUCACCCGAAGCUCUUUCACUGAGGCGGCCUUGUGGUUGUUGUUUCGAGAUUUUGAGCAUGCCAAUGGUUUGUAUUUUCAGUGGCUCGACUUGAUAAUUGUAGCAAAAACGCACCCGGAAGGAAUAACCCUCCCCCCUAGGUUCCAAGCUAUGUGGACAGAAUUUACUAUCCCCGAAGAACAGCGUACGCGAAGAAGAUGGGAACCAGUGGUCGAACUUAUGGAAGAAAUGAGGGCUAACAACGAAGUGCCGCCUCCACCUCCCAUUAAUUGGUUUGGGUCAGUGAAGAUAGCUGAACAAGCUGGCCGUUGGUUCUGA
This is a messenger RNA of Penicillium verrucosum, 903 nucleotides long. RefSeq lists its product as uncharacterized. Lineage: Eukaryota; Fungi; Ascomycota; Eurotiomycetes; Eurotiales; Aspergillaceae. The record is from RefSeq and is a predicted model, not a curated record. The transcript is spliced from 2 exons. Bases 1 to 903 code for a protein of 300 amino acids.